Molecule: messenger RNA, 1448 nt
Organism: Parastagonospora nodorum SN15
Lineage: Eukaryota; Fungi; Ascomycota; Dothideomycetes; Pleosporales; Phaeosphaeriaceae
Exons: 2
Coding region: 71-1096 (341 amino acids)
Source: RefSeq, a predicted model, not a curated record
UUCCUCCUUCAUUGCGCCGUAGGUGUUUGCUGGUUUCACUGUUCACCCAUUUCCUUCGACGUAUAUAGCAAUGACGACGCCAACAAAAGUCAUCGUUACUGAGACACGGUCCAGCUACAUCAGCGGUCUCAACCGGGGACCGAUCACCAGUGUCUUCGCCCCGGCGCCUUCAUGUACACAGACUCUACGACUUACGGCAGACGGUACUAAUUCUUGGCUGUAUUCUGGACACGCCUAUCAGGAAUACUAUCAAUCGGGAUGUAUGCCUACGGGCACCAAAGUAGAAGCUGCUUUGUCCGACAAAGAAGAAUGGGACAGCUAUUAUUAUAGUCCGGCAAUAUGUCCACAGUCCUGGGCGCCCGUCACGACUUUUACGUCAACAUGGUUCGGUAUUGAUGAUGCUAAAGUCAUCCCAUUGCGCCCGGACACAACAGCCGUACUGUGCUGCCCUCCCGGGUACAGCAAGGGUAUAUGGGCUUAUGCUUGCGCAUCCUUUCUCGCAGAGGAUACCAGUUUGUCUUACAUUGUUCCAUCCUCGGUCAACGGCAAAUGGGAAGCGGGAGAUGUGUCCGUCGGAUCGUUUCCAAAGGGCUACCCCGUGCAAGGCGAUGGAGUUCCCGUAUGGUACCAGAGCUCAGACAGCCAGGUGCUAGCAGCUGCUGCCACCCGGACCGCCGGUGAAAGCUCCAGCCUAGCUUCGCGAAUGAGUUCAGCAAGCACGGCGCAAACCCCGACAUCCACGCCACCACCGACAGGCUCGCCUGCUGUUCAGCCCGAAUCGACUUCUAGUUCAGGAGGACUAUCAACGGGCGCAAAAAUUGGUCUGGGUGUCGGCAUUCCGGUGGCAAUCAUAUUUGGCCUAGUUCUAGGAUGGCUCAUCUUCCGGCGGCGAAAGGCGAAGGCUGUGCCAGCUGGAACGCACGAAAUGUCAGAAUCGGAACAGCACCCAUAUCACGGUGCGUACUCGCCAGAAGAUGCUAGAUCGAAGACGUAUUACGCGCACACGAGUGAACUGGAUGGUCAACUACAUGAAAUGCCUGAUCACCAUGACAGGCCACAAGAGCUACCAGCGGAGUCGCGCUCAGAGCUGCGAUGAAUUGAAAAGGGCCUUAGAUGAGCCAGAAUACGGCGUAUUGGUUGUUGAUCAUAGGUCUCUUGAAGCAUAGCGAUGCAUUGUCGAUGUUAAAUCUCAUCUGCUGCAGCACCUGCGACAAAAAGGACGGGGCAGCCUAUACCUGUCGACAGACUGGGCAUGUCCGUUAGGUCGGCAUGCGUCAGUUUCAUUAUGCGUUGUCAGGCUCGAAUCUCUAGUCGAGCGCGGAAGAUUUUUGUGGAUUGUAGUCAGAGUUGUGAGUUGUGUAAACGUCAGAUACCCGGGGAUCAUCUCCUCAUUUCAAAGCGCCAAUUUUCGCCGCAGAUGAAUCAUAUCUAUCUCCCUUCAACCCUGA